GUCACAAGGCUGCGCCGUGCUGCGAUUCGUCUGAAGAAAGGACAGUGUCCAAACACAGAAAAACUCCAGCUGAAGCAACUGAGAUCCACGUGACGCACCAUUAUAAAGAUGGAGUUUAUUAAGGAUGAGACUGAAGAGGAAAGGAUUGUAGAAGUAUUCCGAGUGAAACAAGAAGAUACUGAGGAACAAAUAAAGAUUGUGUUUAUUAAAGAGGAGAGCGAAGACACCAGUAAUGAAGAAGCUUUCGGAGUCCAACAUGAAGAUAUUGAGACACAAACAGAGAUGGUGUUCAUUAAAGAGGAGAGCGACGACAUGAGUGAUGAAGAAACAUUCAGAGUCCAACAUGAAGAUACUGAGACACUAACAGAACUGAAUCAGCUAAAAGAGAUGAGUCACGAACUGAAGGAAAUGGAGGAGAAUAAUCCAUGUGAGAAAGAUUAUUUAAUAACUGAAGAAAUAAGUUGCUCAUAUACAAAAAAUAAUUCCCAAAAAAGAGCUCGGAAGGCAGAAGCUAAAAGUCAUUUUACCUGCCAACUGUGUGGAAAAAGUUUUGCUCGAAAAACAAACCUUAAAGUCCACAUAAAAAGACAUACUGGAGAAAAGCCUUUCGCAUGCAAAGAGUGUGAGAAAAGUUUCACACACAAAGCAAGCCUUAACGUUCACAUGAGGAAUCACACUGGGGAAAAGCCUUACACCUGUCAGCAGUGUGGAGAAAGUUUUAAACGUAAAGGAAACCUUAAUUGCCACAUGAAAAUUCAUUCUGGUGAGAGCCCUGACAACUGCCAACAGCAUGGAAAGAGCUUUGAUCAACAAGGAAAGCUUAAAGUAAACAUGACAUUGCACACUGUAGAAAAGCAUUUCAUCUGCCAACAGUGUGGAAAGAGUUUUGACCAACAAGGAAACCUUAAAGUCCACAUGAGAGUUCACACUGGAGAAAAGCCUUAUACCUGCCAACAGUGUGGAAAAAGUUUUACUCAAAAAGGAACAUAUAAUGUUCACAUGAGAAUUCACACUGGAAAGAGCUCUUUCGCCUGCGGUCUGUGUGGGAGGAACUUCACACGAAAGAACAAUGUUAAGACUCACAUGAGAAUUCACACUGGAGAGAAACCUUAUACUUGUAAACAGUGUGGAAAGAGUUUUACACAUAAAGGACACAUUAAUACCCACAUGAGAGUCCACACUACAGAGAAGCCAUUUUCAUGCGAUCAGUGUGGAAAGAGUUUCAAAUGUAAAAUACACCUUAAUAAUCACAUGGGGAUUCACACUAGAGAGGACUUUUAUAUGCCAUUAUUGUGAAAGGAGUUUCACACAAAAAAAACAUCUUAAGAAUCAUGUAAAAAUUCUCAUAGCAGAGAAUGUGCCAUCAUUGUGGACAGUUACACAAACAUUGGAAAACUUAUGGAUAGGUAAUUCACACACACACACACACACACACGUGUUAAAUUUCUCUCGAUAAUUAAUUUAAAUGCUAUAAUCCAAAAAAAAGUGAUCUUACCAAACUACUUCAUCUCUGUGUUUCAUAUAAAGCAAGAAGAAUGCUACAUCUAAUAAGCCACAAAUUACAAAAAAUAUUUUUACACUUCUGGUCAUAUAUUGUAUUGCAAACAUGAACAGCUUGAAGUUCUUAAUGCUUUGCGUUCAGGUGGUUCUUUGUCUCUACAUUGUGCAUUAAAGUUAUUUAAUUCACAACUAGCCAUGGAAUAUCCUUUACAAAAAACAUGGCAUUUUAUCAUUCAUUCCUAAUGCAGGUUCAAGGGUUCACAUACUCCGCCAGCUUCGCCAGGCAAAAGAGGAUGCUUACAGUAGUGAGGUUAAAGCCUUGUACAAACAAACAAAAGCACGCUGACAAAAGACAUCAGAGUGGCGAAGUUACUUGAAAAGCUGAAAAAACUGUUUUCUAUCCAUGAGCCUGCAUCAGUUUGGAAUUCCUUCAAAACUAUUACCAGCUACAAGAUGCCAUCCCCCAGCACUGAGGUGAAUCAACAACUGGCUGAAGACCUGAAUGAGUUCUACUGCGGGUUUGAAUAGCCUGGUCUCACAUCUCUCACCUGCUCUGACUGUCUCUCCACACAACCUUUAAACAUACCCCGUUCCUCCCACCUACUGCUUCCUAGCCUGCACUCAAGAUCUGUGAGGAAGAUGUCUGUAGAGACUUCAGAAAAAGUAGAAAAAAGUAAAGCCUAAAGCCCAGACAGUGUCUCACCAGCCUGUCUAAAAGCCUGUGUGAUACAUCUUCAGAUCACUGGAGCUGUAUGAAGUCCCCUCCUGCUUCAAGUGCUCUAACAUCAUCCCUAUAAUAAAGAAACCAAAAAUCCCAGGGCUAAAUGACUAUAGACUUAUUGCCCUUAAAUCUGUGGUCAUGAAGACAUUUUAAGUCAUUUGGUUUUUGGCCCACUUUAAGGACAUUACUGGACCUUUGCUAAACCCUAUUCAAUUAGCUUAUCAAGCAAACAGGUGCAUGGAUAAACUUCCUGAAACACGCAACUGAACACACACACAACUGUGGAGGUGAUCGCAGACUUUAGGAUAAACCUCCCUGCACUCCCCCUACUCACCAUCAUAUACAGCACGGUGUCAUUCGGUUUCCUGGGCAUGACCAUCUCUCAGGACCUGAAAUGGGAAACUCACAAAGUUUUUUCUUGCCACCAAGAGUUAAAGACUGUUAAACUUUUGGUAAAACAGCACUCAUCACUGUCACUUUUUAGUUAUCUGAACAAUCACAGUGAAGGAGGGGCGGGACUAAGGCUGCAUGAUAAAUCACAUGCAAUUGUCAUGCGCAUCUUGUCAGUAAAGCUGGUUCUGUGAUUAGUAGUUAAUCUCCAUCUCUCCAUUAAGUGUGCUCAGAUGGAAUGGACUUUAAUACACAGAGCCGUAGUUCGCUGACCAGCUAUGCAAUAUCGAGUUCAUAAUCGCAGGUUAAAAAAUAAUGCUUGGAGAAACAUUUCAUUAGGGAUUCGUCUGUCAUACUGCUUCAGCAUAUAUUCCAUAUCAUACCAACCACAACGUUUAAUUUUUUUUAAAAACGCGGCACUGUCAAGUUCUCACAGCUUGGUGUUUUCAGCUGGCUUUGGUGGACACACGGCCUUAUUGUUACUUGCCGCUACACAUAUAGCCUGUUACAUUAACAUUUAAUCAUUAAGCAGAUGCUUAAAUCCAAAACGACUUUCAAAUGAGAACAAUAGAAGCAAUUCGAUCAAUGAUAGAACAAUAGUAUACAAGUGCCAUGACAAGUUUCAGUUAGUCUAGCGCAGUACACAGUGUUUUAUAUAUAUAUAUAUAUAUAUAUAUAUAUAUAUAUAUAUAUAUAUAUAUAUAUAGAAUAGAAUAGAAAAGAAAAGGUAUGUGCUAGUAUUAGUUGGUCAUGUGCUGGCAAAAAAUAUUUUUUUUGAAAAUGACUGAAGACUCAGUUGUUCGAAUUGAGAUUGGGAGGUCAUUCCACCUGCUGGGCACAGUCCAGGAAAAGGUCUAUGAGAGGGAUUUUGAAUCUCUUUGGGAUGGUUCUGUUCACUUGCAGAACGCAAGCUUCUGGAGGGCGCAUAAAUUUGAACUAGUGAGUUUAGGUAUAUUGGUGCAAUGUCAGUGGUCGUCUUGUAGGCAAGCAUUAGUACCUUGAAUUUCAUGCACGUGUCUAUGGGUAGCCAGUGUAACCUCUUUUUGGGGGAAGUCGUGGCCUAAUGGUUAGAGAGUCGGACUCCCAAUCGAAGGGUUGUGAGUUCGAGUCUCGGGCCAGCAGGAAUUGUAGGUGGGGGGAGUGCAUGUACAGUGCUCUCUCCACCCUCAAUACCACAACUUAGGUGCCCUUGAGCAAGGGAUCAAACUAGUGUAUGUGUUCACUGCUCUGUGUGUGUGCACCUUGGAUGGGUUAAAUGCAGAGCACGAAUUCUGAGUAUGGGUCACCAUACUUGGCUGAAUGUCACGUCACUCUUGCUGCUGCGUUCUGGAUCAGUUGCAGAAGCUUGAUAGAACAUACAGGAAGGCCCGUAAGAGAGCAUUACAAUAGUCCAGUCUGGAGAGAACAAGUGCUUGGACAAGAAGUUGGGUGACUUGCUCUGACAGGAAGGGUAUAAUCUUCCUAAUGUUGUAUAAGGCAAAUCUGCAGGACCAGGUGAUUGUAGCAAUAUGGUCUGUGAAGCUUAACUGAUGAUCGAUUGAUCUCCUAGCUUUCUGGUGUUCCUGGAAGGAGUUAUGGUUGACGAACCCAGCCGUAUAGAGAAGUUGUGAUGAAACGAUGGGUAAGCUUGAAUCACCAGGAGUUCUGUCUUAGUAAGGCUGAGCUGAAGGUGAUGGUCCUUCAUCCAGCUAGAAAUGUCUCUCAGACAGGCUGAAAUGUGAGCAGCUACCGUAGGAUCAUCUGGUUGGAAUGAGAAGUAAAGUUGAGUGUCAUCAGCAUAGCAGUGGUAAGAAAAGCCAUGUUUCUGAAUGACAGAUCCUAAUGACGUCAUGUAGAUGAAGAAGAGUGGUCCAAGCACUUAGCCUUGAGGAACCCCAGUAGCAAGAAGUUGUGACUUAGAAACAUCACCUCUCCAAGACACCUUGAAGGACCUACCUGAGAGCGGUUAGAGAUGCUGAUCCUUUUUAGGGUGCACAAGAGAAUCUGGUGGUUAACUGUGUCAAAAGCAGCAGACAGAUCCAGCAUGAUGAAUACUGAGGUUUGGAAGCUGCUCUUGCCAGUCGCAGGGCUUUAGUUAUUUAAAAAGGGGCAGUCUCAGUUAAGUGGGCACUUUUCAAGGCAGCUUGGUUGCUGUCCAGAAGGUUCUGUACUAGAAACAUUGGUUGAACACAACUUGCUCAACUGUCUCAACUAGAAAUGAAUGAAAAAAAGGGAUCUGUAGUUUUCUUAAAGUGCUGGAUUUAGAGACCGUUUCUCAAGCAGUAGGCUUACCUGACCCUGCUUAAAUGCUGUGGGAAAUGUACCAGAGUGAAGAGAAGUGUUAAUAAUGUGAAUAAGUAAAGGUAUGAAUGAAGAAGAAAUGACCUGAAGGAGGUGAGUGGGGAUAGGAUCAAGUGGACAAGUUGUAGGAUGAUUGGAAAGGAUAAGUUUGGAAAAACUUCCAUCUCCAAGAGUGGAGGGAAGAAGGAGAGAGAGUGUAUUUUAUUCGUUAUGAAGUUAUCAUUAGUCUGCAGUGUGGGGAAUUGUUUUUUGAAAAGUUAAAACUUAUUUAAAAAACUAAACCUACAUAAAUGUUUAAAAACUACACUUAAAUAUAAAUUAAAUUAAAACUUAGGAGUUAAAUAAGAACUGUACUGCUAAGUACAGUACAUUUGUUAUUUAAUCACAGAUUUUAAGAGUUUUAUUUAAAAUCUUUUAAUAUUUAAGUUUUAUUUACCUGAACGUAGGCACAGAGCAGUGUUAAUGUUCAAACUGUGUAUUUUACAAUGUUCAAAGUGGAUGACAAUAAUAAAUAGUCUUAUUAGGAAUAUUUUUUUUAAAGGGAUCAUAUGAUGCAAUUUCAAUUUUUCCUUUCUCUUUGGAGUAUUCCAAGCUCUUGGUGUAUAAAGAAGAUCUGUAAAGUUGAUAUUCUUUAUAAAAAUUAAGAGUCAACCACACACCCCUAAAACGGCUCCGUCAAACUCGUUCUAUCAUAAUGUGAGAAGAUUUACAUAAUGCCACUCAAAAGUUCACGCAAAGAAAAAAGGCGUAACUUUUUUUAUCUCUAUUGCAGCUGCCGUCAUGUCGUGGAGUCAAUGUGUGUUUCAUUGUGAAAGCGAAACUACUUGUUUGUCCUUCCAAAAGAGGACAAGACUAAAAAUCAUUGGUUAAGUUGUGUUUCAACACUUUUCCAGAACAGUCCAUCCCAAAUAUUCAGAUGUGUGCAGUGUAUUUUAUGAAGGAGGAGGACUGUUUCCUGAAAGAAUGGCCUGCAAUGUGUCUGUGGCACAACUGCUGUUUCUAUAAAGUGGGGCAGUUCAAACUUUGCAAGGACAGUCUGGCGCUUCUGACUCAGCCUGUAAGUACCAUAUUUAUAUGUAAAUAAUUUGCCAUGAUGAUUAAAGCAUGAGUUUUUAGCAGUGUAGAGUAGGUUUGUUUCUUGUUACUCAGAUCAGAAAUGCAGACAUGGUUUUAUGGUUACGCAGCGCGAUACCCAACGCAACGCGUAAAAAGACCGUAUAAGUCAUUAUAAUCUGUAAUUAUGUGCCUAAUGGAUGCAAAAAUGUCUCGUUUGUCAUGGGUUUUAUUGAUUUUGUCUUGUCUAGUGAUGUCCAGAGCGCGAACAAGUUUUUCCAUUUAACCAGAUCUUCUUAGAGAACCGGUUGAACCGGUUCACCAAAUCGAACUGAAUCUUUUGAAACUGUUCAUGUCUCCAGUAUGCACUAAUCCACAAAUUACUUAAGAAAUUACACUCCCUCUGACGCGAAAUAAACCAAUAUCCCGAGUUAUUCAGUUACUCCUAACAGUACAUUGACUGAACUGCUAAAAGAGAACCGAUGAUGGGAUGUGUACAAGCAGAGCAGCUGGACUGAGUCUCGUGCUGCUAAAAACAUCCCACCUCUCCACCUUAAAUAACACAUCAAUUUGCUACCUGCUUUUAUUUAAUUUAAAUGUCAAAUUAAAAUUUGGUUUAUUUGCUAUCUGCUUUUGUAUAAUUCAGUGGUUUUGUGGUGUUAUGCAUUAUACAAAUACAGAUUUUUAUCAGCUGUAAAUACAGUAAAUAAUGCUUACAUCUGUACAUAAACCUUGUAAUUUCUAAUGUAAGUUACUUUAUUAUAUAUAUAUAUAUAUAUAUAUAUGUAUGCGUGUGUGUGUGUGUGCAUUUAUUUAUUUUACGUAUGUGUUUUAUGUUAUUCUUUCUCUCGUGUUAUAUAUGUUUGUACCCAGAGCUCCUGGAAACCAAAACUAAUUCCUUGUGUGUUUGUGAAAACUUAGUGAAUAAAGCUCAUUCUGAUCUGAUUCAGUGAAAGUGA
This is a messenger RNA of Carassius gibelio (silver crucian carp), 6903 nucleotides long. Its product is annotated as zinc finger protein 239-like. Gene Ontology annotation, biological process: regulation of transcription by RNA polymerase II. Gene Ontology annotation, molecular function: DNA-binding transcription factor activity; RNA polymerase II cis-regulatory region sequence-specific DNA binding. NCBI's taxonomy places the organism in Eukaryota, Metazoa, Chordata, Actinopteri, Cypriniformes, Cyprinidae. The record is from RefSeq and is a predicted model, not a curated record. The coding region runs from base 109 to 1296 and encodes 395 amino acids. The transcript has 3 exons.